AUGGAGAAACUACCGUCUUGUUCAAUGGAAAUUGGAAGAGUACCUGUGUUCUUGAUGAACAUGUCAAUUUUUGGAGGGGCGUAUGUUGUGGCGUUUAUAUUACUAUGGAGGCUAGCGAUUUUUGGGCUUCCGUUUAUUAUAAUUUUAGCUAUACCUGGUUUGAUUUAUGGAAGGGUUAUUAUGAGCUUGUUGAGAAAGAUCAGAGAGGAGUACAAUAAGGUUGGUACAGUGGCGGACAAGGCGAUUUCAUCCUUGAGGACCGUUUAUUCUUUUAUGGGUGAAAACAAGACGAUAACAGAGUACUCUGCUGCUCUUCAAGGUACUGUGAAAUUAGGGCUAAAGCAAGGUUUGGCUAAAGGAAUAGCGAUUGGCAGCAACAGCGUCGUUUUUGCAGUUUGGUCUUUUUUUGUCUUGGUAUGGUAG
Lactuca saligna is the source of this 423-nucleotide messenger RNA. NCBI's taxonomy places the organism in Eukaryota, Viridiplantae, Streptophyta, Magnoliopsida, Asterales, Asteraceae. The record is from the annotation of a GenBank genome assembly.